This is a messenger RNA of Leptinotarsa decemlineata (Colorado potato beetle), 1385 nucleotides long. It is a transcript of the gene alka, whose product is annotated as glycine receptor subunit alpha alkaliphile. Lineage: Eukaryota; Metazoa; Arthropoda; Insecta; Coleoptera; Chrysomelidae. The record is from RefSeq and is a predicted model, not a curated record. Gene Ontology annotation, molecular function: extracellular ligand-gated monoatomic ion channel activity; transmembrane signaling receptor activity. Gene Ontology annotation, cellular component: membrane. Gene Ontology annotation, biological process: monoatomic ion transmembrane transport.
UCAAUUUGCACGAUUAGAUGAAAUUGAAACAUGAGAUGAUUUCAAAACCAAAACGGAUAGAAUAUUCGAAAGAUCACGAUGUCAAGAAUUAUUCAGAAAUGGAUAUUCAUUUGUGGAAUGAUAGUACUUCGACAUGACUACAGCUAUUGUUCGGUACCAAAACCAAGGAAUCCAGAUGUACAAAAUAAAACAAAAAGUAUAAUUCCUGAAAAUUAUAUUAAAGAAAUUAGACCUCCUACCAUGCAGGGUCAGCCUAUACAAGUAGACUUCAGUAUGAGAGUUGUGGAUAUAAAUUCAAUAAAUGUGGAAGAUAUGGAUUUCAGAAUGGACAUGUUCAUAAAACAGGAAUGGCAAGACGCUAGAAUUAAAAUUCCUGAAGAAAUGUUUGAGUACGGUGAUGAUUCCAUCACUCUACCAUCACAAUUUUUUGAAAAUUUAUGGCAGCCUGAUUUGUAUUUUUUGAACUCCAAAGUUAUAGAGAUCGCCACAUUGACUCACAAGUUUUCAUCUGUUACAUUGUUCAAAAACAAAACCAUCAGAUAUGCCGCAAGGAUGCAUGCCAUAGUAGCUUGUCAGAUGGAGUUCCAGAACUAUCCCAUGGAUACGCAGGUGUGCCCCAUAAACGUAGAAAGCUUUUCAUAUAACAACAAUAAAAUGCUGUUGAAAUGGUCUGGAGCUGGAGUUACCCUAAGUCCGGAGUUGAAACUACUGCAGUAUAAUAUUCUUCCUUUGCUUCUAGAUGAAUCAUUUGCCUAUACGAUGGAAAAGAAUGGAAAUUUCUCCAGAUUGACGGUUCAGUUUCGGUUCGAAAGACAAAUUGGUCAUCAUUUAAUUCAGACAUUUGCCCCUUCAACUUUGGUGGUUGUAUUAUCUUGGUUCAGUUUCUGGUUAGAUUUGGAUGCAAUACCAGCUAGAGUAACCCUUUUAGUCACAUGUUUAUUAACUUUGGUCACAAUGUUUACUGGACUGAGAUCCGAUAUUCCGGCAGUUGCCUAUGUGAAGGCUCUAGAUUUGUGGAUGGCAGGUUGCAUGAUAUCAGUUUUUGCAUCAUUGGGAGAAUUUGUUAUCGUUAAAGUUAUACACGGAAAAUAUAAUAUUCUCAAAAAGAAACAAGCACAAAUGUGUGAGAAAACAAACUCUAGUGAAUGGAUCUGCACCCCCUCGCCUGAAUACAAACGUCAUUCUGGUUAUGGAAAGGUCACAGCGGACACAUUCAUCCCACUCCAUUGGAAAACGGAGAAAGGAAAAGAAAAGAUAAUGUGGAAAGAAGUGGAUCGUGUGUCCAGAAUAGUGUUUCCUACGUUUUUCUUCAUUUUUUGUGUUAUGUACUGGAUUAUUCUGAUAUUUGGUAGUGGUGUAUGAAAAUAAAUUCCUCUCUUAUCUUU